CGGUUGUGCGUAUUGCAAGUGAAUUUCUUUGUAAAUUUAUUCAAUUAUACCUAAAUUAAAUCUAUAAGUUAGUAGUAAUGGCAGACUUAGACGAUUUUUUUGCAAAAAAAGACCGUAAGAAAUCAAAAACCACCAAGAAGUUUUCAACCACUGAUGAAGUUGCGAAAAAAUUAGAAGACACUGCGAAAAAGACUGAGAAACUGAAGAAGGAGAGGAUACCCGAAGGGGACGAACAAAACGCGCCAGUUCACGAUCAAGACGAAUGGAAGGACUUCGAGGAGGAAAAGAAGGACUAUUCCGGCCUGAAAAUCGGAAACCUGACAAUUAACCCCAACGCUGAAGCCAGCCAAGGCACUACGGAAACCAGCACCGAACAGCAGUCGGGGUACGAUGAAACCCACCCCGAUGUGGGCGAGAAGAAAGCCCAAGGACCGUGGAAACGCAUCGACAGCGAUCAGCAACAAGAGGAACCCAAACCCGAAAAGAAACCCGAACCUGUGCAGCAGGAACAACCCAAGAUCAGGGGUGCUUAUGUGCCCCCAAGUAUGAGGAACCCGUCGGCACAACCGCAGGUUCAGAAUAACCGCUUUAAGUCCAAAGCUGCCCCAGAUAUUCACAACGAUGAAUAUUUUCCUUCUUUAUCUAAAACUAGUGACCAUAGGAAAAACCGUACUGAAGGUUCUUUUGAAGUGGUGCAACACAACCGAUCAAGUAAUUAUAGACAGGCUGAGCAGUCUAAAAUAAGUUCCGGGCAGGGCCCCAAAUUGAAUCUUGGAAACCGUUACAAUACUCUGAGUAACGACAGCUAGUGUUUUGAGGGCUUUCUAGAGACACGUUUGUAAUAAGUGGUGGCCAUGUUGAUUUACAAAACUGUUGUUUAGUAUUUUCCGAUAUGUAAAACCAGUCAAAUCACUCCGGUAAAUAAAUAUAUCUUAUGUAUUACUUUUAAUCUUAGGUUUUGUCUUGUAAAUUUUUGUUAAGCAUUAAAAUCUACAUACCAAACUCAGUUUGAAAAGAUAUUUUCAAAAGUUCAAAACAUUUUUUAUAAAUAAAUAUUGAUUUCCAUA
This is a messenger RNA of Brassicogethes aeneus, 1067 nucleotides long. Lineage: Eukaryota; Metazoa; Arthropoda; Insecta; Coleoptera; Nitidulidae. The record is from the annotation of a GenBank genome assembly.